CACGAAACACGAGGAUCAGUGCUGUUACUGGAAAAAUCGGAUGAGCAUUACUUUGGUUAGUAAUAAGUGAAGUGAAUUAACCAUGGGUAAGCUAAAUGUAACGGUCCUCCGUUACCUCAGCAAGGAGGACUUUCGUAUAAUGACGGCGAUCGAAAUGGGCAUGAAAAAUCAUGAGCUUGUACCGGGAGCGUUGGUUGCAGCGAUAGCAAGUUUGAAAAAUGGUGGCAUACAUCGACUCUUACGUGAACUUUGCAAACAAAAACUACUAUCCUACGAGCGUGGAAAACGAUACGAUGGAUAUCGCCUAACGAACAUGGGCUACGACUAUUUGGCUCUCAAAUCGUUGACCCUACGCGGAUCAAUCUCAGGAUUCGGCAAUCAGAUCGGAGUGGGAAAAGAAUCCAACAUUUACACCGUAGUUGAUGAGGAAGAAACUCCACUCUGUCUAAAGUUACACCGGCUCGGACGAAUUUGCUUCCGCAACAUCAAAGAAAAGCGUGACUAUCACGGCAAGCGGCAGAAGAUGAGCUGGUUAUACUUAUCUCGCAUAUCUGCUACACGCGAAUUUGCAUACAUGAAAGCCCUCCACGAGCGUGGCUUUCCCGUACCGAAGCCCAUCGAUUUUAACCGACACUGUGUAAUCAUGGAGUUGGUCGAUGGCUACCCCUUGUUAAACGUGUGCGAAGUUGGCAACGUAGAAGCCCUGUACGACGAUCUUAUGAACCUGAUCGUGCGACUCGGUAACUGCGGUGUGAUUCACGGUGAUUUUAACGAGUUCAACAUAAUGAUUACGAAAGAUCAGGUUCCCAUACUGAUCGACUUUCCGCAGAUGGUAUCCACUUCCCACCCGAACGCCGAAAUGUUCUUUGACCGGGAUGUCCAGGGUGUGCGUGAACUAUUUCGGAAAAAGUUUGGGUACGAAAGUGAGGAAUAUCCACGCUUCAGCGAUCUGGAGCGCAAUGAUGAACUCGACCGGGAGGUGCUUUGUUCCGGGUAUGGAUUCACCCAGGAGAUGGAAGACGAUCUUCUGAAAGAAUAUCAUCCUACCGGCGAGGAUAAUCUUGAAGACUCGGAUGGCGAUGAGUGCCUCGCAACCUCGGACACUGAAGAAGCUAGCGAGGGGCAGCAGAUGCCUGAGGUCGAUGAGAAAGAGCUGGAGGAAUGUCGCCGAAAGUUGGAGGAGGAAAUCAAGUUGUCGGAAAAACCUACACUAAAACCUGUUAAAAAGAGCGAUCCGAAUGCAGCCAUUUUCAGUUACCUAAACUCAAUGUCGAUCCAGGACACUCUUGAAACCCCCGAGAGGGAUGUGCUGGAACAAGCUGAACAGCAGUCCAACAUUGGCGAAGAUUUACCAGCGGAUAGCACAAAUGCAAUAGAUACGCAAACUACAGACAUUGGCGAGGCCAGUGAACGUCCAACAUGCGUCGAAUCGGACAAUCCGGAUACCGAUCCAGAAGAAGAAACCAUCGAUCCGAAUUCGCGCCAGUAUAGGAUGGCGAUGGUACGAAAGCUCCUUAAUGAUGCGCGUAGUGUUCGCUCGUACUCAACCACAGCAAGUACGAUCGCACCGUCGGUGAUCAGCGAUCGGAUAAAGGGAGACAUACUUCAGCGUGAGAAAAAAGAAAUGAAAAAGCGAUGUGUCCCGAAGGGCGAAGCGAGCGCGGUACGUCGUAUGCGCAAGGAUAACAACUACGUGGUAAAGGAACACCGUGGUUGGGAGUUUUAAGCACAUACUGGAGAUUAUUCUACGGAAAUAUGUUAUCUCUACAACAUCCUGUUUAAAAGAUUAUACUAAAUAUAUGCUAAGUAUCUUCCAAUACAUGCACUAUGUUUCCGCUUUUAUAA
This is a messenger RNA of Anopheles coustani, 1845 nucleotides long. RefSeq lists its product as uncharacterized. The transcript has 3 exons. Gene Ontology annotation, biological process: protein phosphorylation; maturation of SSU-rRNA. Gene Ontology annotation, cellular component: nucleus; preribosome, small subunit precursor; cytosol. The coding region runs from base 83 to 1726 and encodes 547 amino acids. NCBI's taxonomy places the organism in Eukaryota, Metazoa, Arthropoda, Insecta, Diptera, Culicidae. The record is from RefSeq and is a predicted model, not a curated record. Gene Ontology annotation, molecular function: ATP binding; protein serine/threonine kinase activity.